AUGCCCCAGAGGCCGCUUGUAUGGCUCAUCACAGGCUGCUCUUCGGGUUUUGGUCUUACCCUUGCCCGCGCAGUCCAGUCACACGGGCACAUCCUGAUCGCAACUUCGCGAAACCCUUCCCGCACCCCUGACCUCGUCGCUGAGGUCGAGACCAAAGGAGGGAAGUGGCUCAAGAUGGACGUGGACGACGUUAACUGCGCGCAGAUUAUUGAGGACCUCGAGGCGUCAGGCAAUCGAGUCGACGUCCUGGUCAACAAUGCAGGGUUUUCUAUUCACGCCUGCGUUGAGCAAUUCACGGAAGAGGAAGUACGACGCCAGAUGGAGUCGCUGUAUUUUGGCCCUUUCAGAUUGAUUAGGGCGGCGGUACCACAUAUGCGCAAGCAAAGAUUCGGCAUCGUGGUGAAUAUGAGCAGUGGGGCGGGUCUAGAAGGGAGGGAGAGUAUGGGUGCUUAUGCCCCAGCCAAGGCCGCGCUCGAUGGCAUGUCCAAGGUUCUGGCAAAGGAAGUAGCCCCGUUUAACGUCCGUGUCUUGAUUGUCUCGCUCGGGGGCUUUAACACCAACAUGGUCAACUCCAUCACCGUCGGCAAGAAUCCUAUGCCAGAAGACUACAAAGGAUCUGUUGCUGAUCAGACCAUCCACUAUAUGGCCAGCGGGAAAUUCGACCCUGACGGUGAUAAGGAGAAGGCCAUUAAGGCACUCUACGAGGUCGUGAUGGGUGAGGGGGUCGGAGCUGGACACGAAGGCGAGAGAUUCCUGCCUCUAGGCAGGGACCUGGCUGCGAGAGUCAAGCAAUUGCAAGAUCAGUACGCUCAUAGCAUGGAGGUCUUCGGAGACAUCUGUAACAACGUGUACAGAGAUAGGUGA
Messenger RNA from Amorphotheca resinae ATCC 22711, 864 nucleotides. RefSeq lists its product as hypothetical. The transcript has 2 exons. The record is from RefSeq and is a predicted model, not a curated record. Bases 1 to 864 code for a protein of 287 amino acids. Lineage: Eukaryota; Fungi; Ascomycota; Leotiomycetes; Helotiales; Amorphothecaceae.